AGAACAAAUGGGAUCUCAAGAAUUAUGAGAAAUGGGCUAGUAUUGCCAACAUCACUGAGGUACCGAUCGGUCAGUCUCUCUUCCGAGCCAUGAAAGUGAUGCGUCAAACAGACACCAAUCAUUGUCCAUCAGCUCUCCUUGCUAAAUAUCCAGAAAUUCGCUUUAUCAUUGAUAUCUCCAAUGAUACACCGCCUUAUCGAUCCACUGAUUUUGAACAAAGUCGUAUCGAAUACAUUAAAUUUAAAACUGUUUCCAAGAUCCCACCUACCCGUGAAGAAGUAGCUCAAUUCAAUGACAUUGCUGCCUCUUGCUGGCAGAAAAACCCUCAAGCACAAAUCGCUGUUCAUUGUCAUUAUGGAUUCAAUAGAACUGGUUUCUUUAUCUGCUGUUACAUGAUUGAAAGACUUGGUGUCUCUGUACCAGACGCUCUUCGCUACUUUAAAGAAGUUAGACCACCAGGAAUAAGACAUGCUCAUUUCAUUGACGAACUCUAUCUUCGUUAUGUCUUGAAUGAACGGUACUAG
Molecule: messenger RNA, 524 nt
Organism: Mucor mucedo
Lineage: Eukaryota; Fungi; Mucoromycota; Mucoromycetes; Mucorales; Mucoraceae
Product: protein-tyrosine phosphatase-like protein
Exons: 2
Biological process (GO): protein dephosphorylation; 7-methylguanosine mRNA capping
Molecular function (GO): mRNA guanylyltransferase activity; protein tyrosine/serine/threonine phosphatase activity
Source: RefSeq, a predicted model, not a curated record